AUGACCUCCGCUGCACCUCCUACUACCUCACUGCCUUCUUGCCGGUCGAUCAAUACACGAGUAACACGCCGCACUCAAGUCGCAGGUAUGAUCUCCGCUGCACCUCCUACUAACUUACUGCCUCCUUGCCGGUCGGCGCAUACACGAGUAUCACGCCGCGCUCAAGUCGCAGGCAUGGCCUCCGCUCCACCUCCUACUAACUCACUGCCUCCUUGCCGGUCGGUCCAUACACGGGUAUCACGCCGCGCACAAGUCGCAGGUGUGAUCUCAGCUGCACCUCCUACUAACACACUGCCUCCUUGCCGGUCGGUCCAUACACGGGUAUCACGCCGCGCACAAGUCGCAGGUAUGAUCUCAGCUGCACCUCCUACUAACACACUGCCUCCUUGCCGGUCGGCCCAUACACGGGAUCACGCCGCGCUCAAGUCGCAGGCAUGGCUUCCGCUGCACCUCCUACUAACUCACUGCCUCCUUGCCGGUCGGUCCAUACACGGGUAUCACGCCGCGCUCAAGUCGCAGGCAUGGCCUCCGCUGCACCUACUACUAACUCACUGCCUCCUUGCCGGUCGGCCCGUACACGGGUAUCACGCCGCGCUCAAGUCGCAGGCAUGGCCUUCGCUGUACCUUCGUACUAACUCACUGCCUCCUUGCCGGUCGGCCCAUACACGGGUAUCACGCCGCGGUCAAGUCGCAGGCAUGGCCUCCGCUGCACCUCCUGCUAACACACUGCCUCCUUGCCAGUCGGCCCAUACACGGGUAUCACGCCGCGCUCAAGUCGCAGGCAUGGCCUCCGCUGCACCUCCUACUAACUCACUGCCUCCUUGCCGGUCGGCCCAUACACGGGUAUUACGCCGCGCUCAAGUCGCAGGUAUGACCUCCGCUGCACCUCCUACUAACUCACUGCCUCCUUGCCGGUCGGCGCAUACACGGGUAUCACGCCGCGCUCAAGUCGCAGGCAUGGCCUCCGCUGCACCUCCUACUAACUCACUGCCUCCUUGCCGGUCGGCCCAUACACGGGUAUCACGCCGCGCUCAAGUCCCAGGCAUGGCCUCCGCUGCACCUCGUACUAACUCACUGCCUCCUUGCCGGUCAGCCCAUACACGGGUAUCACGCCGCGCUCAAGUCGCAGGCACGGCCUCUGCUGCACCUCCUACUAACUCACUACCUCCUUGCCGGUCGGCCCAUACACGGGUAUCACGCCGCGCUCAAGUCGCAGGCAGGGCCUCCACUUCACCUCCUACGAACUCACUGCCUGCUUGCCAGUCGGUCCAUACACGGGUAUCACGCCGCGGUCAAGUCGCAGGCAUGGCCUCCGCUGCACCUCCUACUAACACACUACCUCCUUGCCGGUCGGUCUACAUACGAAUAUCACGCCGCAGUCAAAUCGCAGAACCACAAUUUAUGAUGCCCCGUGUCCUACGCUGCGACCUAGAUGGAGUGCGUCAGUUAUUACAUUUGCUGGAGUCUGAUAACAAUAAACAACAAAUACUUUCUAUUCUUCAAGAGCGCUGUGAUGGUAACAGAAAUAUCCUUCAUGCUUGUGUACAUAUGUGUGCACCAACCUCAAAUAAGGAACCGGAUAUUGUAGAAAACCCUUCAAUGCCGAACAUACCUAGUGGAACAAGUGGUAGUGGAGCAAAUGCUGAAGAAGCUGUGCCAGCCAUAUCUUGGCCACCGGAAACCUUUGAAGCAUCUGGUGAUGAAGAUAGUUUGAUGGGACUUACCAACAACAGUAAAAUAUCGGGCGGGGGCGCCAACGGCCCUGGGGCGGUAAGUGCGGAUCCUGCUGAGCGUCGUGGAAACGCUCUGGCUGCGUUGCGUGCAUUGUGCGAAAGCCCCGUUCUACAGCCGUAUCUCAUGCAGCUACUCACUGCUAAGGAUGGAAUGGGUCAAACGCCGUUAAUGGCAGCGGUUGCGGAGCGUGCGUAUCGCGCUGCGCUCGUACUCCUCGACGCCAUUCGCUCGUGUCCGGACGCAGACGAAACGCAGCGCUCAGCGGCCAUUUUCCCGCCAAAUGCUCACCCAGAUCAUUCACCCCUACUGGUACUAUGCUGCAAUGACACAUGCAGCUUCACAUGGACUGGACAGGAACAUAUCAACCAGGACAUUUUUGAAUGCAAGACCUGUGGAUUAACUGGAUCUCUUUGUUGCUGCACAGAAUGCGCUAAGGUUUGUCACAAAGGUCAUGAUUGCAAAUUGAAGCGUACGUCGCCUACAGCUUAUUGCGACUGUUGGGAGAAAUGCAGAUGCAAGGCACUUGUUGGAGGCAAUUGGACUGCACGAUGUGAUCUGUUAGCAAGGCUCGCGAGAGACACCCAACUAGCUACACAUUUUAACUCCAGGGGCGAGUCGAUCCUGCUGUUCCUGGUGCAGACGGUGGGGCGGCAGACGGUGGAGCAGCGGCAGUUCCGCGCGGGCGGUGGGCGGGGCCGCGCGCCGCGCAAGCAGCCCGGCUCCGACGCUGAGGUGGACGCGCCCGACCACGACCUCGAGCCGCCGCGCUUCGCCAGGCGUGCCCUCCUGCACCUGCUCGGCGACUGGGCUGCCGUGGAGGCGGCGGUGAUGUGCGGCGCGAGCUGCGGAGAGAGUGAGGGCCGACCCAACAGCCCCUCACUCAAUCAGUCCGGUACCACGCUGCUCGACAAGUUCACACACGCUCUCAUCGUCAAGUGCACCAACGACAUGCUAGACACACUAUUGCAUACGCUAAUAAGGGAACAACAAAAUGACUCGAUACCGGGACGCGCAGAACGUGCACGCGAAGUGGCACGACGAUUUGUGCGUUCGGUUGCUAGAAUUUUCGUUAUUUUCAGCGUAGAAAUGGCGCCGGGUGCAGCGAAGAAAAAAGGGCCUCUAUCUAUAACAUCAUCAUUAGUCCGCUGUCGACGUGUAUUCGCAGCACUAGUAGCUCUCGCCGUGGAAGAACUUGUAGAAGCAGCAGACGCACUACUCGCUCCAGUUCGUCUUGGUGUUGUGCGACCGACAGCUCCAUUCCCACUAGCCACAACUUACGUAGAUCUUGUGAAUGGCAGUGAAGAUUUAUUUGGAGUCGAACCUCUUUCUACGGGACAUACACGGCUUUCCCAUACUCGCAGAGAAUCAACCACGGGUGGAGGUCGCGGAGCCACUACUGGUGGCGCGUCUAUGGGCAGUUCCACGAUGGCUCCCGACCGAUCAUCAACGCCCGUGGCCACAGAGUACGCGGAUGAUGUUGCGGGCGAAGCGCUCGGCGGCGACGAUGACGCCUCAGAGACAGACGAGCCUAGCCUACCAGCACCGGUCCCCGCUCCCGAUGCGCAGCAUGACGACGCUAUGGGUGAAAGAGGACAAGAACAACAUGUGGUGGUUGAAAAUGGAACAGAACGUGCGGAGGGUGGUGAAAGUGAAAGUGAACUAGAUUUACUGGCUGAAGUGGAGACCGAAAGUGACUCUGAUGACCAGGACAAUGCCGAAUCUGCGCAACGUAGUGUACAGACUGGUGCUACACAAGGUUCUGAUGCCGGUAUAGCAUCGCUGCUAAUGUAUCCAGAGGACGAGAGCGGCGACUCGACGCAGCCGGAGGACGAGGACUCGGAGGCGGGCGAGACGGACGAGCAGGACGGCGAGGCGGAGGCGCCGCUGCACGACGGCGAGCCCCUCGAGAGGCGCGCCGCGCCGCCCGCGCGCCCCAACCUCGCGCCGCACUCCAUGCAGUGGGCCAUACGUUCGCGUGAGACGGCGCGCGGCACCACGAGCAGCACAGGCGGCGUGCGGCUGACGGGCGGCUCGUCGCUGGUGUUCAUCGACCCGGCGUCGCUGCGCCGCUCGGCCGCCGCGGCCGCUGCCGGCGCGCACGACCCGCACUCCACCUCCACCACCGCCGCCUUCCUCGCACGCGCCUUCGGAAUUGUAAUUCGUCAAAUUGCUGAUCUACUGUGGGAGUAUGAACGUUUCACCUUGCCGAUGCCUCGCAUGGUGCCACUGGCAUAUCGUGAGGCACUGCGCUUACAAUGCUAUCUAGAACGUCAACUGAAACCCACAUGGGAUUGGCUUGUUACUGUUAUGGAUGCUACAGAAGCGCAAUUAAGAUUCGGCGCAUCCCUCACUUCAAACAACACUGGAAACUCAAACGCGGACAACAAUCGGUCAAAUACGACGACAGCUCGUCGCACAACUUCGUUUACAUCGCCUGCCACUCGCAUAAUUGGUUUUUCUGAAGGACCACGCACCAGGGAUCGUGAACAAGGUGUGGAGGCGGGUAGCGCCCGGCGUGAGUUCCUGGCGUACUGCCUGUCGCUGCUGCGCGCGCACAGCGCCGAGCACGCCGAGCAGUUGCCGGUGCUGGACGUGGCGGCGCUCAAGCACGUGGCCUAUGUGCUCGAUGCGCUCGUCUACUACAUGCGCGCCGCGCAGCCGCAGCCGCACCACCACCACCAUCUGUGGACACCGGAUGAAAAUGAGAAUGAGGAAGGCGAUGAGGAAAUGGUGGUCGGUGGCGGUGCGACGACUGAGUCUGACGGCGAAGGCGAGGGGGCUCGCGGCCGUACGCACUCCUUCUUCCAGCGUUCCGACUCCACGCUCUGCUUGGGGUGCCCGCCACCUGAUCCUUUCAACAUGACGAUGCAAGACGCGCUGCCGCUGGCCGACCAGCCGCAGCUGCUGCAGCCCAACGCGCGGCGCGAGGAGCUGUUCGGCAUGCCGCGCCAGCCCGUCACCGUGCCCGCCGCCGGGGACGCGCCGCCGGGCGUCAACAACCCCUUAGAAGUUUUCUGCCUGUUUAAAGUGGUGCCUCGUCGUCUUGGUCUAUCCUCCCGCGGCACGGACCGCGGCUGGUCGCCGCCCGCGCGCCCCGCCUCCGCGCCGCCCACGCACACGCACUCGCACUCGCACUCGCACUCCAUGACCCGCGACGAGCCACAGGAUUUGUCCUGUGCGAAAGAAAAUGUUACCAAAAUGGAUAUUGACACUGAUGGCGAGUAUUUAUCUGAUUCGGAUUCUAAUGAAGCAAGACAAAUUCAAAGGAAAAAGCACCAUAGACAUCCCCAUUCGGUAACAUCUGGUAGUAGCAGCUCACGCCAGGAAUCAAACUCACACCCAUCAGAAUUUCAUACCCUUGUCGACACCGCCUGCUCCAUCAUAGAAGCUCCACAUCAACAGCCUAUACCAGGACCUAGUGGCUCAGGCGGAUUGGUGCAAGAACCACGUGCUUCAUCCUCUCGCAGCCCCGGCAAGACUGUUAUUGUACGUGCUGGCGAAUUGUUAAGCGUAGCAGAUCCCCUAGAGUCUCAAGAGAUCUCCGCACAUGUGACUGUAGAGACGACGGGACUGACAACAGCACCGUUAUUACCCCCUCAAGUACUCAAUGCACCUGCUCAAGCGCGUACUUGUCCAUCCCUGGGGGCCUCGGUGUCUCAUGAUUUGUUAUUGGGACGAUGGCGGCUGUCACUUGACCUGUUUGGUCGAGUUUUCACUGAGGAUGUGGGCCUCGAAUCCGGGUCCGUUGUAGCUGAGCUCGGCGGUUUUCCAGUCAAAGAGGUGAAAUUCCGACGGGAUAUGGAAAAACUACGAAACUCACAGCAGAAGGAUUUGACUUUGCAUAAGAUGGAACGAGACCGCGCGAAACUCCUGCAGCAGACGUUCGCGGAGCUGAACAGCGCGUUCGCGGGACAGAACAGGCGCGCGCACAGCGCCCAGCCGCCGCUCGCUGUCAACCGCGUCAAGGUGACGUUCCGCGACGAGCCCGGCGAGGGCAGCGGCGUCGCGCGCUCCUUCUACACCAGCGUCGCCGAGGCUCUAUUAGCUAAUGAAAAACUUCCUCCCUUGGAGCCUACUUCAGGCAGCGGAAUUAAUAGCAGCGCUGCCAAUGGUACUUCAAGUUCAGGUGGCGCAAACGCCGGUAGUGCUAGCAGUAAUAGUGGAACCAGAAGCGGAGCAGGUCGCGCGCGUGCGAAGGACGCGGCGCGGCGGGCACCGGGGCGUGCGGCACCACGCCCGCCCGCUGCCCGCGAGCCGCGCCGCGUGCUCAGCGUCGACGCAAGACCUUACUCGCCACAGGCUGCACCUGGAACUGAGGGUGCGGGAUACAGUGGAGACAGACCUGGAGGACAUAACGAGCAUUUGACACUCCAUCAAGCGCAACUUGGCGAAAGACUUUAUCCAAGAGUACAUUCUCUGCAUCCAACAUUUGCUGGCAAAAUUACUGGCAUGCUGUUAGAGCUUACACCUGCACAACUUUUAGUGUUACUUGCCAGUGAGGAUGCCCUCAGACAGAAAGUUCGCGAAGCCAUGGACCUAAUUGUCAUGCACCCUUCGGAAGCAAUACUAGACUUGGACGUGUGCUCGCUGUCGGAGCGCGGCGGCGGCGCGGCGCUGGGUGCGGGCCCGUCGGGUGCGGCCAGCGACGACGCGGCGCCGCUCUUCUACUCGCCCGGCAAGCGUGGCUACUACUCGCCGCGCCAGGGCCGCGCCACCUCCGAGCGGAUCAACGCCUUCCGGAACGUCGGCAGAAUAAUCGGACUGUGUCUCCUACAAAACGAACUGUGUCCAAUGUUCCUAAACCGGCAUGUUUUAAAAUAUAUACUGGCUCGACCAAUACGCUUCCACGAUCUCGCAUUUUUUGAUCCCGUCGUUUAUGAGAGCCUUAGACAACUCGUCGUAGAUGCUGAAACUGGCGAUUCUCACUCACUUUUUGCUGCUCUUGAUCUCAACUUUAGUUUGGAAAUGUGUGAAGAAGAAGGAGGUGGUUGUGUAGAACUAGUCACAGGUGGUCGCGAAAUCGAAGUGACAGCGCUCAACGUGUACGAUUACGUGCGCAAAUACGCGCAACACCGCAUGUUGCACUCGCAGGAAAAGGCGUUAGAGGCAAUUCGUGUAGGUGUACUUGACGUCUUACCUGAGUCGGCUCUAGAAGGCUUGACAGCUGAAGACCUGAGGCUUCUCUUAAAUGGUGUGGGCGAUAUCAACGUCGCCGCAUUAGUAUCUUACACAAGCUUUAAUGACGAAAGUGGUGAACCACCAGAACGACUCGUCCGAUUCAAGCGAUGGCUAUGGGCUAUUGUGGACAAGAUGACCCAUCUCGAACGACAAGAUCUAGUAUACUUCUGGACUGGUUCACCGGCGUUGCCUGCGUCUGAGGAAGGCUUCCAACCAAUGCCAUCAGUGACUAUCCGGCCGGCGGACGAUGCUCACCUGCCCACUGCCAAUACUUGUAUCUCUCGGCUAUACAUCCCAUUGUAUUCUUCACGACAUGUGCUCAAGCAUAAGCUACUGCUUGCUAUCAAAACUAAAAAUUUCGGCUUCGUGUAG
This is a messenger RNA of Parnassius apollo (apollo), 7284 nucleotides long. Lineage: Eukaryota; Metazoa; Arthropoda; Insecta; Lepidoptera; Papilionidae. The record is from the annotation of a GenBank genome assembly.